This is a messenger RNA of Nicotiana tabacum (common tobacco), 5632 nucleotides long. RefSeq names its product putative late blight resistance protein homolog R1B-23. The record is from RefSeq and is a predicted model, not a curated record. Gene Ontology annotation, biological process: defense response to other organism. Lineage: Eukaryota; Viridiplantae; Streptophyta; Magnoliopsida; Solanales; Solanaceae. Gene Ontology annotation, molecular function: ADP binding.
UUUCUCCAACCAAAUUAAUUAAAAUCAUUAAUUGUGUGCUCAUAAUUUAUUAGAAGGAAAAGAAAGAAAGAAAGAAAGAGAGAGGAGGAUGAAUUUGAGCCUGUUCUAGUAGCACUGCGGAAUAAAAGAAUUCAAAGACAAAAUUAUCUUCUUCUAACACAAUUUGAUCGUUCUAUUAAAUUUUACUGCAUAAGAAUUGCCUACUAGAGGGAGACGGGGAAGAGAAGAGAGAAACAUAAUUGUCUUUAAGGGUUUUUACUUCUUGCUGUACUGUGGGCGGAAGAUGUUCGAUGAAAUGCCAAUUUGUGAGGUACUGGAACCUUUUGACGAAUUAGCUUCCGUCUCUGAAAAUCUAGUUCAAAUUGAGAAGCACUGGGGUGGUUCACAUUUCACAACUUCUCCUGCAGAGGGUAAAGUGGCAAUUCAAGUGUUUCAUCUGCUUGUAGAGAAUAUCAGAAGCACAAGAAAAGGCUAAACAGCUUGAGCUAGGAUUACAAAGAGUUGCUGGAGCAUUAGUAGACACUGAAUCUCAAAAUGUGAAGUUAAAGGAUGAAUUGUCACUCACAAAAGAGACUGCUUCCUGCAGAGGCGGACCCGUAAUUUUUAUGCGAAGGGGCACAAUAUUCUACUUUCUAGUGUUCAUGGUGCCAAGUGAUUUAAAUUAACAAUUUUCAAGGUAUAUUCAUAUAUGUAUACAAGAUUUCUGCCGAUACUUACAGGUCCGGUGACCCCUCACUAUAACACAUAGGUCCGCCUCUGGCUACAUGAGACUGUCAAGGAAUUUGGAGAGCUUGUAGAAAUUGCAAAAGCAGAUUGUAGAAAAAAAAAAUUGAUGACACUGAGCUUAAUGCAUUGUAGAAGGCAUUUCAAGCUCAAGAAUCGAAUACUGAGGAGCAUGUAAAUUUUAAGGAGGCAUUCGAUAAACUUAUCCUCAAAUUUGAAUGCUCAAAGAAGAAGAUGGAAGAGCUUGAGCAAGAGCUUCUGACUUCUGCAGGUACUUUCUUGGCCAUUCUUCACCUAUUUCUCAAACAAACAAGAGCUGAUAACAGCUUAAUCUUGGUUGCUGAACUUUAAGCGGUCAAAAGGUCUUGAGAACUUGAGAGGAAGGGAAGGAGAAGCUACUUUGACUCGAGCAGUGAAGAUUACAUAAAUGGAAAGAGGAAAAGAAAAAGAAGGAGAAGGAGAGAAAGGGGAAGCAAGCAACUCAUUGAUGUCAUCUGCUGUACUUCGCAAGGACAUUGUAAAUCUUCUGGAUUUCAUAGAGAGGUUAAAGAACGAAGAAGAUCAAAUUGCUCUUGACAUGGAUCAAAUUGAAAAGCUGAAAUUGGAGCUGACAUUUAUGUCAACAUUUCUUCAGCUUUCUUAUUUCAAUUUGGAUGGUUUUAGUGCCAAAAUGUCUCGCAAAGCACAACAGGUUGAUGAUAUGGUUCAGUCAGUUUUCUAUAGGAGUGGAGAUGACUUCUUGGUUAAAUAUGAUAUGGACCGCGUUGUUCCUCACAUCCUGGAAAAUAUCAAAAGUUAUAUCAGCUCACAUCAUUAUCCUGAAUCAAGUGCCACCAUGACUGAGGCGCAGUUGGUUGAACUUUUAGACGCCCUCCUUGUGAAUCUCCAUGAUCUACCCAAGUGUUGUGCCAAGCUGAUUUUGCCAUUAAUGACUCAAUAUGAGCUUCUCCGGGAUAUAUGUGGAAAUUUAAGAGAUUUUCUUGUGCUGAAAGUAAAUGGUUAUGUUGAGCAUGAGACAGUUGAAUAUGUCUUACCUCAGUUUCAACUUAUGGCUGAGAGAGUAGGGCACUUCUGUUUUGACCUUUUGUCUUGUCAACUUGAUGAAAUAGAUGAAGCAGAUGAUUCAGAUGAAAUAUAUGAUUCUGAUGAAAUAGAUGAAGCAGAUGAUUCAGAUGAAAUAUAUGAUUCUGAUGAAACAGCUGAACCUCAUGAAACAGAUGAUCCUGAUGAAAUAUAUGAUUCUGAUGAAAUAGAUGAAGCAGAUGAUUCAGAUGAAAUAUAUGAUUCUGAUGAAACAGCUGAACCUCAUGAAACAGAUGAUCCUGAUGAAAUAUAUGAUUCUGAUGAAAUAGAUGAAGCAGAUGAUUCAGAUGAAAUAUAUGAUUCUGAUGAAACAGCUGAACCUCAUGAAACAGAUGAUCCUGAUGAAAUAUAUGAUUCUGAUGAAAUAGAUGAAACAGCUGAACCUCAUGAAACAGAUAGUCCUGAUGAAAUAUAUGAUUCUGAUGAUAUACUCCAUGAAGUCAAUUCCAUGAUAGUUCAUCUAUUUUUGAAGAUUAUUCCUGUUGAACUGGAGGUUAUGCACAUAUGUUCCACAUAUUUGAAAGCUUCAAAGUCAGCAGAAGUUGGACGCUUCAUUAAGCAUCUCUUAGAAGCCUCUCCGGGCAUUCUUAGAGAAUAUCUAAUUGUUCUACAAGCGCACAUGGUAAAUGUUCUUACUGCUAGCACUAUUGCUCGAAACAUUCAUGUCAUGAUGGAGUUCCUAUUAAUUAUUCUCAUAGAUUUGCCCAAGGAGAACUUCUCUGGUCUCUUAACACGUGUUGGAGCACUUACCAUGAAGGUAUCCAUUCUUGUUCGCAACUUAGAAGAUAAAUCAAGGAACGGCGAGAAUAUGAGUGAAACUAACUGUGCAACUCUAGACUUGUUGGAAAGUAUUGAACUCAUGAAGGAAGAUCUCAAACAUGUUUUCCUAAAAGCCCCUGCAGACUCAUCUCAACUCUGCUUCCCCAUGAGUGACGGACCACUCUUCAUGACUCUUCUACUCAAAAAAUUAAAUGACUUGCUCAAUUCUAAUGUUUGUUCAGUUGCUUUGAUAAAGAAAGAAAUUGGGCUAGUGAAAGAAGACUUAGAAUUUAUUAGAUCGAUCUUCGGGAAUGUUGAGCAAGAAUUGAAUAGAGAUCUUUGGACUCGUGUUCUAGAUGUGGCAUAUGAGGCAGAACAUUCCAUUAAAUCAAUUCUUGUCAGAGACCAUGGUCUCUUGCAGCUUAUCUUCUUGCUUCCUGCUGCCGUAGAAAAGAUCAAGCGCAUCAAAAAAGAGGUACUAGAGAAGAUCUCCAAGAACAAGGGUCUUAUUGUUGUGAACUCUCUCAACAAGUUAGUGAAAAGAAAAUCAUCAACAGCUGGCCAAAUAAUUGUAGGUUUUAAGGAGGAGACAGACUGGAUAAUUAGGAAGCUCACCAGUGAACCAGGUAAAGAAGAUGUCAUUUCCAUAAUUGGUAUGCCAGGAGUCGGAAAAACUACUUUGGCUUACAAAGUAUAUAAUGAUAAAUCUGUUGUUGAUCAUUUUGACGUUCGUGCUUGGUGCACAGUUGACCAAGAGCGCAAUGUGAAAAAGUUGUUGCAGGAAAUUUAUAAUCAAGUUGUUGGUUUGGGAAAAAGAUUCAGCGAGGAUGACAUAGAUGAUGACGUUGCUGAUAAGCUACGGAAACAACUGUUUGGAAAAAGGUACCUUAUUGUCUUGGAUGACUUGUGGGAUAAUGCAACAUGGGAUGAGCUAACAAUGUCUUUUCCUGUACGUAAGAAAGGAGGCAGAGUUAUUUUAACUAGUCGAAAAAAGGAUGUGGCUUUGCAUGGAAAACUCCACUCUGAUCCUCUUAGCCUUCGAUUGCUAAGACUAGAAGAAAGUUGGGAGUUAUUAGAGAAAAGGGUAUUCGGAGAAGAACAUUGCCCUGAUGAACUAAAGGAGGUUGGAGAAAAAAUAGCCCGAACCUGUGAUGGGCUGCCAUUGGUACUUGAUCUGAUCUGUGGAGUUCUUGCACGGAAGGAAAAGAAAGAGGCUUCGUGUCUUGAAGUUCUAAAUAACUUGAAUUCCUUUAUUUUUAAGGAUGAAGAGGAAGUGAUGAAGGUUGUACAAUUAAGUUAUGACCAUUUACCAGAUCACCUUAAGCCUUGCUUGAUUUACCUUGCAAGCUAUCCAAAGGACGAAGAUAUUGAAAUUUCUGAAUUGAAAGCUUUAUGGAGUGCCGAAGGACUUGUGGAACAAAUUGAGAUGAAGAGUGUGGAAGAAGUACUGGAGGUUUAUGUGGGUGAGUUAAUUUCCAGUAGCUUGGUAAUAGCUUUCAAUGAGAGAGGUUGGGGCCAGAGUUGCAAAAUCCAUGAUCUUGUGCAUGAUUUUUGUUCCAUAAAAGCUAGAAAGGAAAAGUUGUUUGACUUCACAAAUUCAAAUGCUCCAUUGUCGUCUUCCUCUUCUUCUUCUUCUUCUUCUUCUUCUUCUUCUUCUUCUUCAGAUUUGAUGCCACGUGGAAUGACCAUUCAUUAUGAUCAUCCGGAUGAAAAUGUUGUCCUGUUCAAUCCAGAAAAGAAAAAUCCUUAUGUUAAACACCUCCUCUCGUUGAAGGUAAUCGUGGAAGAUGGGAAGGACACUUGUCUUUCCUACAGUUGUCACCUACAACACUUGAGGCUUCUUAAAAGGUUGGAGCUGCGCAACAUAAGAUUGACAGAUUCCUUGCUGAAUGAAAUAGGCAUGCUUUUUCAUUUGAGGUAUUUAAACAUUUGGACGGAGACAGAAGCUCUCCCUCCAUCAUUUUCAAACCUAUGUAAUCUAGAAACUCUGGUGGUGGCAAAUUGGGGAUCAAGGAUGGUAGUAUCACCUAGUAUUUGGAGUCUAGCAAAGCUACGACGUUUUAACAUUGAUAGUUGUACUUUCUUUGAUUGGGAUGAUGACGGCGAACCAAAAGUGUUAGAAGAGGACUGGAAGUUAGAGAAUUUGAGAAUUUUAGAUAAGUUCAGUUUUUCCUAUUUGGAUGACACAGAGGAUAUUUUAAAAAGGUUUCCUAAUCUUCGAAGCCUUACAUGCGAAAUUAGCGGACCAUGGGAUUUUUCAGAGGAGGUUUAUUUUCCAAGAUUGGAUGUCCUUAAUGAACUUGAAGAAGUCUCCGCAUGGUUUCAGUGUCGUAAGUGUUCACAUGCACAUCAGUGGGAUUUUCACUUCCCUUUGAGCUUGAAAGAAUUGGACUUGAAGGGGUUUGAUCUUUCAUCUGAUUCACUGUCAGGAAUUGCGAGAAUACCCAACCUUCAAAUCCUGCAUCUAAGAAACGCAAUCAUCGAGGGGAAAGAAUGGAACAUGGAAGAAGUCACCUUCGAGAAUCUCAGAUCGCUGAAACUGGAAUCAGUGUCUUUUUCUGAAUGGCAGGUUGGAGAGGAAUCCUUUUUCCUCCUCGAGGAAUUACAUAUACAAUGGUGUGAUGAGCUUAUGGAGAUCCCGGAAAGUUUUGGGGAUAUUGCUUCAUUAAAGUCCAUCUACCUGGUUGGCAACCGUCAACUUGUAGAUUCAGCCAUAAAGGUUAAGAAAUAUGUUUCAGAAAUGACGGGAGAAGACAAGCUUGAGGUAAAGUUGAAUGCGGUCAUCUUACGUCCUUAUGACCAGCCAAAUCUCAAGCGCGUAUAAAGGAAGAGCAUACGAUUUGUAGUACAUCAACCUGUUGAGGCUUCAAAUGAUGGACUGAUCCUCAGACUUUUUUGCCUUCUUUCAGCUGUUUCUUUUCCAAACUUCCCUUUUGAAUCACUAACUUUUGUUUCCCUGUAUGGUAUAAAGUGAACCUGUUUUUUGGUAGCUUGUGUUGAAAUAUCAUGCCUAACAUUUGUUGCUCUUUUAUAGUUUCAAAAGAAAAUGUAGCAAGUUCCAAUCUCA